Molecule: messenger RNA, 1026 nt
Organism: Clonostachys rhizophaga
Lineage: Eukaryota; Fungi; Ascomycota; Sordariomycetes; Hypocreales; Bionectriaceae
Source: the annotation of a GenBank genome assembly
AUGUCCACGCUCGGGCUCGCAGCCAGUCUUGGUUUUGACUACACUGACGAGUAUGCCCUCAUCGCUAACAAUACAUACCAUUACCUCAGAGCGGAACCAGACAGCCAUAAGAAAUAUGCCGGGACGGCUUUCCUCGUUCACGGUUGGCCUGAUAUGGCCUACGGCUGGCAUAACCAGAUAUCCCUCCUCACGUCCAUGGGAUACCGCGUCAUUGCCCCCAAUAUGCUUGGAUUCGGGCAGUCAUCCCGCCCCGUUUCUGUUGAUCCCUAUGCUCAAAAGAACGUUGUCAGUGACCUCGCUGAGCUUUUCCAGACUGUUUUGGAGGAUAGAGAAAAGGGGAUUCUUGUCGGUCAUGACUGGGGCGCUGUGGCGGUCUGGGGUCUCGUUGUGCGCCAUCCCCAACUUUUCAGUGCCGUCAUCAAUUUGGCGGUUCCGCUCUUCACUCCUGCGCCCAAGUACUUGGAUCUUGCCGACGCAAUCGAGGCUGGACAGAGAACAUUCCAGGGCUAUGUACUCCAGCUGCGCCAACCAGGAAUGGAGGAACGAUUUCGGGGAGCCGAUAAGUUCAGGCAUAUGCUCCGGGCUGUUUUUGAAGGAACAACCGCCGAUGGCCAGCCUGGUGUCAAUAACACGAACGGUUUCAACUUCGACCUCCUCGACCAGAUGCAGGUGGCCCCUUUCCUGCCUCGAGACCUGGAAGACAUUUACGUCCGUGAGAUGACCAGCCAUUACAACCUGCCCGUCGGUCUCUUCAACCCCUACCGUACUGCAAGACUCGAUUGGGAGGACGACAUCACCUGGCAGAACAAUGGGGGCUCAUGGCAGAUUGAUAUUCCCAGCCUGUUUAUAUGUGGCCGCAAGGACCAAUUCGUUCCGUGCCAAGUUGCCGAGGGCAUGGAAAGGAACUUCAAAGAUCUUCAAAAGUUUGAGGUUGACAGUGGCCACUGGAUUCAGAUCGAGGCUCAUGAUAAGGUCAACGAUAUUAUACAGCACUGGAUCGGCUCUCUCAAAUGCCAUAAGCAGUGA